Vicugna pacos (alpaca) is the source of this 2792-nucleotide messenger RNA. NCBI's taxonomy places the organism in Eukaryota, Metazoa, Chordata, Mammalia, Artiodactyla, Camelidae. The record is from RefSeq and is a predicted model, not a curated record.
ACUUUUGUGUUGUUUUGCAUCCUUGAAAUUGUCUACAGGGCUGUGUAUUUUGGCUAGAAAGUGGCUGGAAAGUCAGUUCCUUAUUUGACCCAGUGUUCAUAGUAACAUUAACAUCUGUGCUGUGGGCUGUGACUUGCUUUGCUCUAAAAACUGAGAAUUUUCAGUUGGGGAAUUUGUGGUUGAGAGACUCUUAAGGCCCCAUAAUUCAAAUAAGAUUGGGCAAGCAAGACUUCCACAAGGCGCAAGAGAGCCAGGAUGUUCCCGCGGCCACAAGUAGGGCAGCGCCUUGUGCAGUCCCCCUGGCGUUUGGCCCCUCUCCAUGAGCUGCUGGCUGUGGCACAUCUGGUGCCCGGUCUUCCCCUCCCUCCUCCAGUAGAAGCUUCCCAGGUCUCCGCCUCUGCCGUGGUCUCAGCAAGUGGAAGCUCUUUGUGCCUUCACUGGCUUUCUGAACAGCGAGUCCACAAGGCGCAGCUUCCUCCUGGUGUGUGCUGAUUCUUGACACUUCCUCGGGAAACAGAAUGCCUGUCCGAGGCCGCUGGUCUCAGCAGCAGGAAACAGCAGAGUGUUAGGGGCAGGGACGGAGGGGAUGUUGGAAGGCAGGCAUCUCUAGUGGCCUGUCAGUGCGUCCGAGGAGGAAGCCCCUGGUGCAGACUGCCUUCUCUCGUGUGACGCUUUUGACCUCAGGCUUGGUCUUACAGUCCCAACUCUGCCACUUCCACUUAGCACUGCUGCAAAGCAGGCCGAAGCCUUGGCCGUCCCCUGCCGCCUUCUUCCAGAGAAACCUCAGGGUCCCACCUACAAGAUGGUCCUUGAGACCCCAGCCCCUGUGGAAGAAGGCGUUCUCGGCCACUGCGGUGGGGGUACCCCUGCUCCUGGGAGUGCGGUAUUUCACAGCUGAGCCACAGGAGAGGAGGAGGAUGCGACUCACGGUGGACGGCAUCGGGCGCUUCAGCAGGUCUUUGAGGGUCGGCCUGCAGAUCUCCCUGGACUACUGGUGGUGCACAAAUGUCGUCCUGCGAGGGGUAGAAGAGAACAGCCCGGGGUACCUGGAGGUGAUGUCUGCGUGUCACCAGCGGGCAGCCGACGCCCUGGUGGCUGGGGCCAUCAGCAAUGGGGGCCUUUAUGUGAAGCUGGGCCAGGGGCUAUGCUCCUUUAACCACCUGCUGCCCCCCGAGUACAUCAAGACGUUGCGGGUGCUGGAGGACAGGGCUCUCACACGUGGCUUUCAGGAGGUGGACGAGCUAUUCCUUGAGGACUUCCAGGCCCCACCCCACGAGCUCUUCCAGGAGUUUGACUACCAGCCCGUCGCCGCAGCGAGCCUGGCCCAGGUGCACCGCGCCACCCUGCACGAUGGCACUGCUGUGGCCGUGAAGGUGCAGUACAUCGACCUGCGGGACCGCUUCGACGGCGACAUCCACACCCUGGAGCUCCUGCUCCGGCUCGUGGAGCUCAUGCACCCCAGCUUCGGCUUCAGCUGGGUCCUGCAGGACCUGAAGGGGACCCUGGCCCAGGAGCUGGACUUUGAGAACGAGGGCCGCAACGCUGAGCGUUGUGCGCAGGAGCUGCAGCACUUCCGCUACGUGGUGGUGCCCCGCGUGCACUGGGACACAUCUAGCAAGGUGGGCUGGGCCCCUCCCGGGCGGGGGUGCUCGGACCUGCUGAGCUCAGGCUCCUGUUCUCCCCCAGCGUGUGCUGACUGCGGAAUUCUGCGAGGGCUGCAAGGUCAACGACGUGGAGGCCAUCAAGACCAUGGGGCUGGCGGUGCAGGACGUGCGUGCUGUGCCUGGGGGGAGGGGUACCCAGGCUGGGGGCGGGGUGCCCACGUGCCAGGUGACAGCAGCCCACCUGCCCCGCCCCAGGUCGCAGCGAAGCUGAUCCAGGCUUUCGCCGAGCAGAUAUUUUAUACGGGCUUCAUCCACUCCGACCCCCACCCUGGCAACAUUCUGGUGCGGAAAGGCCCGGAUGGGAAGGCCGAGCUGGUGCUGCUGGACCACGGGCUGUACCAGUUUCUGGAUGAGAAGGACCGGUCCGCCCUUUGCCAGCUGUGGAGAGCCAUCAUUCUGAGGGACGAGGCUGCCAUGAAGACACACGCAGCCGCACUCGGUGUGCAAGGUGAGGCCGGGGGCAGGUGUGAGGCAUGUAGGGUGCGCAGCCCUGGCUCAGGCCCCCCCCCAGACUACUUCCUGUUCUCCGAGGUGCUUAUGCAGCGGCCUGUGCGCCUGGGGCAGCUGUGGCGCUCACACCUGCUGAGCCACAAGGAGGCGGCCUACAUGCAGGACAUGGCGCGGGAGCACUUCGAGGACAUCAUGGCUGUGCUCAAGGCCCUGCCGCGCUCCAUGCUACUUGUGCUGCGCAAUGUCAACACCGUGCGCGCCAUCAACACUGCCCUGGGUGCCCCUGUUGACCGCUACUUCCUCAUGGCCAAGAGUGCGGUCAGGGGCUGGAGCCGCCUGGUGGAUGCAGGAUACCAGAAUGUCUACGGUGCCAGUGUUCUGCGCCACAUCAGGGUCGUGUGGGAGACCUUCAAGUUUGAAGUGGCCCUGAGGCUGGAGACCUUGUCGAUGCGGCUCACCGCCUUCCUGGUUCGAGUCCUGGUCCACCUGGGCCUCAUGCCCAAAACCGAAGGGCUGUUUGAGUACCUGGAGACCUAGGGAGCCUGGGACAGGAGGACUGCAGAGCUCGCCGGGCCGCGGGCUGACUAGGCUGGCUGGGCCAGAGGCGUGGAUACCCAAGACCUGAGUGCACUGGAAUGACCGGGGCUGUGCAAUGACACAUGCUCUUUUCAAAUCAAA